Messenger RNA from Sycon ciliatum, 2521 nucleotides. RefSeq lists its product as uncharacterized. Lineage: Eukaryota; Metazoa; Porifera; Calcarea; Leucosolenida; Sycettidae. The record is from RefSeq and is a predicted model, not a curated record. Bases 490 to 2070 code for a protein of 526 amino acids. The transcript has a single exon.
ACGAGGCACUGAAAAGUGCAAAUCACCCAGAUAUUGUGUUUUCCUAUUCCCGCUAUACAAGCCGAGCGAGCAUCAGCGUACCUGUCGGGAAAAAAAUUAUCCUGAAACCCGACUCCCCCAGUGUCGUUCUGGGCUUGGGAUCGAUUGCAGAAUCCGUGACCAUACAACCUGGUCUUUUCACAUCACCGUAUGCAGUUGAUCUGACUAGAGGGAGAAGGUUUGUGUUGUUGUAUACAGACCUGAUCGCCCAGGCCGUGGAAUAUGAAGACAAUCAGGACUCGAGGAUUUUGAAGACGUUCCCCAUUCAAACUCACAACGGUAUCAACAAUUACAUAUUUGGAGAGAGAGACAAACGCGCUCUACUUCCGCACUCAAGCGUUACGGAAAUAUCAUUUUGGCUGAAGUACAACACUGGAGAGUUUAUCACCACGGGGUACCCGGCGUUAUUGGAUCUGAGAAUCGAGUAAAUUUUUCCACGUACAAGUAAGAAUGGCGCAGCACGUCGUGGCCACUCAGAUCCCAGACCCCUUUAAGGGGCUGCUGUCGAAAACUAAAGUGGUGCAGAAUAGCAUCCUAGAGCGAACCGAAAAGAAGAUAUCACUCCUAGAGGGGAGAAACUUUGUAAGACUGUAUUCUCGAAAUGGUUCACCACCCUCUCUGAACAGCGAAUUGGAUAUAUCAUCACCAAAUUUCAUUGCCUUGAGUGAAAGUUACUUUAUCGUCAAACUCCGGUAUGAAGUUAGUGAUAGUCGGGCUAAUGGAGCCAGAUCAUAUCCACACUGGGUGUGUACCACCUCCCCUGCAUUUUCAUGGUUCAAGAAUAUCCGCGUGGAACUAAAUGGCACGGAGGUGACGCAAUCUAGCAAGGUGCAAGAUAUGCAGAGUGUGCAACACAUUCUUAGCCUUAUGGAGAGUGACGUGGCUAAACUCCAAUAUUCCGAUUCUGAUCUGUACGGACUUCAGAAACUCGACCCCCAGAAGUGUGUUAAAGAUAUACCUCUAGGGAAUUAUCGGUAUGGUGUAAAACGCUCGCACGCCUAUGCGUUUGCAACAAACACAGAUGGCGAAGAUGAUUUCGAUGGUACGACACUGAAAAGACGGCCCACUGUCCACCUGUCGAAUGAGGAGAACUUCAGUAAUACUGUUCUGGAAAACGUUGCCCGUGUGACAUCAGGGCAUUUCCAGUUCAAAAUGAGACCAUUCCUUCCCUUCUUCAAUGUGGAUGAUGCGUGGUUGCCUCCAGGAACACAAAUCAAAAUACGGUUUGAUUUACCGCAAACCCAGCUCUCUAGAUAUAUGAUUGUCUCGGAUAGAGGCGGAGGAGGAAACAGUCUAACAGGUGUUGGGCCUGUCAACAUUGAUCUGCUGCAGCUGGACUUUGUUUACCCUACCUAUAGAAUGGAUAAGGCAUACGUAGAUCAAGUGCGUCUGCCUAAAGAACUAUAUUUCCAUACCUGGUGCCCUCGGCUUGUACAGAAGAGUUUGACAGACGAUGCAGGUACUCUGGAGCUACUCCACAAUUCAGAUAUUCCUAGGAGGAUGAUCCUGUUCUUUUCUGAUCUGAAACUCGGAGAAGAUGCUGUCUUGGGUGGCGGCGCUGCCAGUAAUUUCAGCAAUCGCCUGGCCAUGGUACAUGCGAAUCUUUCCCAACUCAGAGUAACCAUUAACGAUGAAUCUGUGUUCGACAGUCCGCUGAAGUUCAGAUGGGAGUGUUCCGAAAACAGUGAUGCCAAGCACUAUUAUGACUAUAACAAGUCGAGCUAUUUACGUGGAUACAACUUGGUUCAAGAGUUCUUUGGAAAGACCUAUGGGGCUGAAAUACCUAUCACAGCCUCGGAUUACUGUAACCAUUACUUUAUGAUACCAAUCAACCUCAAUCUAGACAGGAUGCUGGACAAUGAAAAGGUCAGGGGUAACAUGUCACUCGAUUAUCAAUUCGCCAAUGUGGCCAACGCCCCGAUCAAUGUACCCAGUCACGCAAGCACAUCGAUCAAGGUCAAUUUAUUAUGUCUCGACCAGUAUAUGUAUACCAUGAGCAAGGAAGAAGGCAUCAAGUGGGAGACUGUGUAAAUAUUUCCACGUUAUAGUAACAAUGCAGGGAGGAGAUUUGGAAACCACACCCCGAGCGUGGGGAGGUGAUCUACAGACUUUGGAAAGACAAUACGGGUCUGGUAUCUGGGGCUUCAUCAAAAACAUCUUUGGAGGUGCACAGGCUGAGGAGCUUCGAAAAAGAAUGCAAGACCCCGAACAAGGCCAAAAGCUCACCCAGAGGGGUGGGCUUGGGAUGGGGGCGAUGUUAGGCAUGUCGCUUCUUCCCAUGCUCUUGGGUCGAGGUCAAGACGGCGAGUCCAUCAGACGUCAGAUGGUAGCCGGCCGUGAACCCAUGAUGCAGCGAGGCGGACUGAGCAUUCCACCGGGACUCGUGGCUAAAGCCCUACCCAUAUUGAAAACCGUUGGUGCACCCUUAGCUAUGGGGGCGCUAGCGUCCGUCGGUGACAAUCUGGUGGACAAGGUAUUUGGC